Messenger RNA from Colletotrichum gloeosporioides, 2709 nucleotides. RefSeq names its product H(+)/Cl(-) exchange transporter 3. Bases 1 to 2709 code for a protein of 902 amino acids. NCBI's taxonomy places the organism in Eukaryota, Fungi, Ascomycota, Sordariomycetes, Glomerellales, Glomerellaceae. Gene Ontology annotation, cellular component: Golgi apparatus; early endosome; membrane. The transcript has 6 exons. The record is from RefSeq and is a predicted model, not a curated record. Gene Ontology annotation, molecular function: voltage-gated chloride channel activity. Gene Ontology annotation, biological process: chloride transport; transmembrane transport.
AUGACCGGCCACGCAAACAAUGAUUCUUCGGCCUCGUCCUCGUCGCGACCGUUGAACAAUGGCAGCAGCAGCAGCAAUAGCAAUAGCAACAGCAACAGCCCGCCCGGCGACCGAGAUGAGCUGGAACUCUGGAGCGAAGACGAGGACAUCGCCGACGUCCUCACCGAAGACCCCAUCCGCGACCGCGAAGACCUAGAAGAGCCGCUUUCCUUCAAGCGCAAGCAGAAGCAGAAUGUGCUGUCCACGCCUGGGCGCUUCCUCUCCGCCAUCACCGGUUCGCGACCAGGCACCGAUUCCCCCCACUCAUCCCCGCGAGUUCGAACGCCGAUCCAAGAUGCUGGCCGACCGGGCUUCACCUCCCCGCGCAGGACAGGCGUCAAUGCGACAACGACCCACGGGACGAAAGACGGCGCGCCGUUGGACUGGUACGUUGAGGGGCCGGGCCGACGAGUUGGAUACGAGGAUUUGACGGCGAUCGAUUGGAUUUUCGAAUACACAAAGGAGCGCCAGCGUUUGCGCGUCCUGUACGCGAGCGCGCAAGGCCUUCUGGGCUACUUCCAGCAGCUCGUUGACUCCAGUCAGGUCUGGGUUAUUCUCAUCCUGACUGGCAUGGCAGUUGGUGCUGUCGCAGCUGGGAUAGACAUCACCACAGACUGGCUUGGCGAUCUGAAGACCGGGUACUGCUCGGGCGGCCCCGAAGGAGGCGCAUUCUACCUGAACAAGGGGUUUUGCUGCUGGGGUUACGAUGAAUUCUCCAAGUGCGCCGGAUGGACGCCUUGGGCGAAGGCUCUGGGAGUGUCUUCCACGGGCGGGAAGUGGUUCAUAGAGUACUUCUUCUUCAUGUUUUUGUCGGUCAUUCUGGCUUGCGCUGCGGCUAUACUGGUCAGAGAGUACGGUAUCUAUGCCAAACAUAGCGGUAUCCCUGAAAUCAAGACGGUCCUGGGUGGUUUCAUUAUAAGAAGGUUCCUCGGCAGCUGGACCCUGAUCACCAAGUCAUUGGGACUGUGUCUCGCUGUUGGGUCUGGCAUGUGGUUGGGUAAAGAAGGACCUCUUGUCCAUGUUGCUUGCUGCUGCGCAAACCUAUUCAUAAAGCUGUUUAGCAACAUCAACGAAAACGAAGCUCGAAAGAGAGAGGUGUUGUCUGCAGCGGCGGCAUCUGGCAUCUCAGUGGCUUUCGGUUCGCCGAUUGGAGGCGUCUUGUUCAGCCUUGAACAAAUUUCAUACUAUUUCCCCGACAAGACGAUGUGGCAAAGCUUCGUCUGUGCCAUGACUGCCGCUGUCGUCCUCCAGGCAUUCGACCCAUUCCGCACAGGUCAGCUCGUCAUGUAUCAGGUCAAGUACAGUACUGGCUGGCAUGGUUUCGAGCUCAUCCCCUUUGCCCUGCUGGGCAUCAUGGGUGGCAUCUACGGCGGCCUGUUCGUCAAGGCCAACAUGGCUGUCGCUCGGUGGAAGAAGAACACGCCGUGGCUCCCCGGACCUAUUACCCAAGUUGCUGCUGUGGCCCUCUUGACGGCGCUCAUCAACUAUCCAAACUCGUACAUGAAGUUCCAGACAUCGGAACUGGUAUCCAACCUGUUCGUGGAAUGUACAAAGUACGUCGAUGACCAGAUUGGACUUUGCAAGACGGGAGUUGCAUCAGCACCGACUAUCGUACUUUUGGUCUUUGGAGCCGUGCUUGGAUUCUUCCUGGCCACCAUAACAUUCGGGUUGCAGCUACCUGCUGGUAUCAUCCUGCCGUCAAUGGCAAUUGGUGCUCUCAGCGGCCGCGCAGUCGGUAUCAUCAUGGAGAUUUGGGUCGCUAACCACCCAACCUUCUUCCCCUUCGCAUCAUGCGAGCCAGAUGUCCCUUGCGUAAUACCUGGGACGUACGCCAUCAUUGGCGCAGCAGCAAGUCUGGCGGGCGUCACUAAAAUGACUGUGUCAAUUGUGGUCAUCAUGUUCGAGCUGACCGGAGCCUUGACUUACGUCCUGCCCAUUAUGAUUGCGGUCAUGAUUUCCAAAUGGGUGGGCGACGCGAUCUCCCGACGAGGCAUCUAUGAAGCCUGGAUACACUUCAAUGAGUACCCGUUCUUGGACAACAGCGAGGAAAUGGUCAUCCCCGACAUACCCGCUUCACAGAUCAUGACGCGUAUUGAGGACCUGGUUGUGCUCACGGCAACGGGCCACACAAUAGCCAGCCUCAAGAACAUCCUCGACACACAUCCCUACCGCGGUUUCCCAGUAAUCUCGGAUCCUCGCGAUGCUAUUCUAUUAGGAUACAUUUCCCGGCAAGAACUCACGUACAAUCUGCGGAUCUCUUCCUCGCCUCCACGAUCACUCCCUCCGGAGACGGAGGCGUACUUCUCCCAUCAGCCGCUGGCCGAUCCCCGCACGACGCUGGACUUGCGUCCGUGGAUGGACCAGACGCCGAUCACCAUGCCGUCGAGGUCCAGUCUUCACCUGGCUGUCACUUACUUCCAGAAGCUCGGCCUUCGCUACGUGCUCUUCAGCGACCGCGGGGCCUUGCAGGGUCUCCUGACUAAAAAGGACGUUUGGUACGUCCUGAACGGCGCCGAAGAAACGCGCCGGACGAGCGGUCUGAGCAGGGACAUGGGAGUGCAGUCUGGCCUCACGCGAGAAGACGGUGGCGGCGAGCAGAGGGGCCUGUUGAGGGACGACGGGCAUGAGGAAGGUAUAAGCCCGGCGGAUGACCGGGAUACAAUUUUAUGA